This is a messenger RNA of Amoebophrya sp. A25, 8059 nucleotides long. The record is from the annotation of a GenBank genome assembly. NCBI's taxonomy places the organism in Eukaryota, Dinophyceae, Syndiniales, Amoebophryaceae.
GGUGCAGUGAAACUUUUGGCCGCGGUGUUGGAUAGCAAUUCCUCCGCAGAAUUGUUUGCUGUUGCUUUAGAGCUGGCCAUUGCCCUUCUCGAAGGUGGCAACGAAACGACACAGCGCCAAUUCCAGCUCUACUUCUCCACGUGUGACGACACAACGCUAUUCGGAAACCUAGGCGACCACUUCACCACAGUGCUGGACCGGUUACAGGAUCAUCGCACGCUGAAAUUGAGGAUAUUGUUACGGCCCUCGAGUACAACUCAUUAGUAAUUGAUUCCGUCUAGCAGUAGUACCAUUCGCAUUCUUCAGAAUGACAAUCCAAAACCAAUAAAUCCAUGAGUGUUUAUAAAUAUGUUACUAAAUAAUAUGUUACUCACUGUUCUUACUGUAGAAAUGAUAAUGCUGUGUAUAAACAUGUAUUCAUCUACGUCUACUAAGACCAUACUGAUCGAGCACUGAGUUCUCUGCUCCAAAGCAGAUUUGAUGUGCACCUAGGCCGCCGAUUGCCGUUUUUCUAAUACCAGACAGCCUAAAACGCGAAUUAGCAGAGCGAAAUGCUACCAGCACUAGUUCUAGUGGUUCAGGAGCAGCACCAGGCGCGAGUGCCUCCAGUGCAGCUAUCAAGGGCUCUGUUUCGGAACAAGAUUUUGCCACUCUCUGUGGAAACAGAGAAGCAUUGAAAGCACUCUCAAGGUGUCAAAGAUUUUUGCAGCUUCUCUGCGAAGGGCACAAUAUCUGGAUGCAGAACUACGUUAGAGACCAGAUAGACAAUUCCGAGUCCGUCCCAGUAGUUCAGCAUUGCAGUGAUUGCGUUAUCAAAAUGUGCAAAGGCACCGAAGACACACUGUGGAUGGAUACUCAGACGGCGGCUUGCCUAACACAGUUAAGGUAUACAUUGAGGACCCACCCCGACAACCACUGGAUAUUUUUCUCAGUCUCCUUCUCGGAUUCUGAGAAUAUGGUGACCGACGUAAACAAAAGAAAUCUUUAAGAUUGAUUAAAUUUAUACUACAAGAAUAUCAUGAGAUCAUAUACCACUUGGGUUUACAACUUGCAAUAUAUAUUAUAUGAACUAUGUAUAACUCUUGUGAGCAUGCGCUAACACACUCGCUCGACCUAUUAACCGAACUAGCGCAAGGUCCUUGCGUAGCAAACCAAGAACAGAUAGCUUUUUCUGGCGUUGUUGAAACGCUGGAUAAGAUCCUAAAAAGCGAGUUUCGGAUGCUGAACAUGCUCUCGUGGUCGGGUGGGGACGACGACGAUGAUAGUUACGGCUUCCCCUAAUGGUCCUCCAUCUUCAGAAGAUAGUACAUGAUCUUAGAAGAGGUGGUCCUCGCUUCCACGAAUCCAUUUCCAGAAGGAUAGUGACGAAGCUGUCUCUCUCAUAAUGAGAAAGAAUGUGUAACAUAUGAGGAUCAUGCUUUUCAAGAGGGGCAUAGACAUAUAGGGUGACGAGCUUUAAGAGGGAAAAAAGGAUACCGAUGCACCCACGUCAUUGCCUGAUGUGCAAAGUGGCGAUACUAGAAUGGCCCACUUUCAACAUGGAGCUGGAGGUCAUCAUCACGACACAAGCAAUACUCUGUCUCAUCUGUUACAACAGCAUUUGAUGGGAGUCAGUACUGGAGAGAGCAGGGGGAAAAUGAAGGAUGGAGGAGUUAUGAGUAUGACCAACAUAUAGAGCAGGUCUAGUAUAACUAAUACUAGAAGCUUAAGUUUUUCACAUUGUCGGUCGUGCUGCGAGUGCGACCCUGCUGCUUAGGCCACUUGCACCAUCACCUCCGUGAAAAACUUCCUUCACCUCCAAUCAAAGGUACAUGGGGAGCAGAAUCAGAACAAGAGCCAGCACUUCUUCUCUGCCAUCCGUGCUCGACUGGUCAGCGUUUGCAGAUGAGUGCGAGGGUGUUCGCACUAUGAAAUUGAGCGCUGUCGCUGCCUUGAAUGCUAUUCUGGAAGCCCGACAAGAAGACGCCAACAUCGGACGGGCACUGGCUUCUCGUUUAGACCCCAAUAUUAAGGCUACCGGUGAAGCAUCCUGAGCGCCAUCCGUCCCUGGCCCUUUUUCUACUUGAGAAAGAAACCCCCAGCAAGUGCAAGGGUGUGCUUACAUCUCCAGUAAAAGGUAGACGCAAACCGUUUGAAGGAAAGCGGUAGCUCUAAGAAUACCUUCCGUCAACGCCUUUUUUUCGCCUACUCUCGGUUCCUGAUGCUCACGGCCAACUACGAUCUCGAAUACGAUUUGCAACUCAUGCACGAUCUCCAAGAUUUCCACUUGAUAUGGAGGAUGUUUUUCUUUCUGUCAGGAACUGUUUCAUCUCGCUGAUGAUCGAGAAUGAUCAUUUGACUUUGAGAUGCACUGAUGAUGAGACCAUCGAGGCUGCCCCUGCUUUUCGUCCCCUUGAAAGUGUGCAGAUAAUGGCUUUAUGCGGAUGCAGUGCUGCGAUUACUAGAUUAAUUUCCUCCUAACACAUACUACUCUACCUCGAUGGUCUGGCUAGAUCUAGAUGGAAAAAACAUCAUUCAUACUUCUUGACAGGAGACCGGGCCUUGGAGAUGCUACAGGCGUUGGAAAGAGCAGCCUCGGUGCACUGGGAGUUGAUUAAGGAUAAUUACGUUGUAAAACCAUCUUGAACAGCGACAUCAGGGACAGCAUCCCCAUCCUUUGAAAGAACAAGUCGCUAUCUACAAUCGUAAUCCGUUAUAAAAAGUUGUUUUGAAAAUGCUGCUUCAAACAGAAUGUUUACGGUGCCUUGCUCCUGUUGCCACUAAGCUCAGAUUCGAAACCGACGAGGACUUCCAAGAAGCAGUGGGGGAAGCACAGGAUAUCUUCUGCUUCAUCCAAUAUUUGGAACUACAGGGAGAACGCAGUGCGAUAGACUUCGUCCGGAAGGUUCGACCUUCAGUGAAUCCAGUGCUUGUAGCUCAGAUGGGAGGUGGGAAGCAAUCCUCCUCGAGUAUUAAGGGUACAGGAAACGCAUCUGGAUCUCCAUCUCCAAAGUCAUCUUCUGGAAGAAGAAAACAAGAAGAAAAAAGCACUUAGAAGAUGAAUUUGAAUUCUGCGAUGCAUUUUCUAUUCCUCGUCUAAGAUUAGUUCCUCGCCACAGCAAGGAGGAGCAAAGAACAGCGACAAUAACGCUACUACGAUGCUUGCAGAUAUGUCACUAUGUGAACAACUAGCGAUGACGGUCAGGACAGAGAACUACGUGGACGCAGGUAGCUACAAUCGCGCUAAAGUGGCGUUUGCCGUCGAUGCGGCCUACAGACAGGCAUUUGAGUUUUUCGAACGCAAUGUGGCGUCGGUAGAGGUAAGAAUACCUUCAACUACGAGCGUAAGUACCACGACUACAACUGGUGCAUUGGAUCAUUAAGGCUCACAGAUGCGAAAGAAAUCUUCAAUGUUGAAGGAAACGGAAAGAGAUGGAUUCUUGUUUUGCGCCCUUCAUCUAAUAAGUGGCGUCUUCUGGUGGAAACAAGAGCAGCAACUACGAAGCAGGUGACGGGGGAAUGCACAGUUGCGGUGGUGGGGGCCGUGAAGAUGGCGGAAACCAACAAGGAGAAGGCGCAGUAGCAAUAGCUGUUGGAGGAGGUGAUGGAGGAGAGAACCAAGAGCACAUCAAUGACGGCAGCGCAGGCGAUGGUGAGGCAGCUCGGUCAGACGGCGGUAGUGAGCAACAAGCUGGUGGUGGAGAUAUGUCUGGUGGAUAUUCUAGUUCUGGUGGUGGAUCUUCCAGCAGUUCAAGCGUCCUCCGCAGAGUAUUCUUCGUCAAACCUUUAGCAUGUAAAUACGCGCUAGAAAGUACGCGAAAGGAGUUUUUGACUUCAGUCCCCGUAGGAACGAGCCCACAGGCGAAGUUGCAGUAUUUGAUAGAGUUUGGGCGGACUGUGUUCAAAGAGUGUCGAGCAACGCAGCGGUUAUGUUUUAUCUCGGUGUGGAUUCCGACACUCCUGGGUUUUUCUUGUCGUGGUGGAGGAAGACGAGGAGGAGGUCAGAUCGUUAUGGACGAGGGUAGUGGUACAAGAACAGUACAAUACAUAAGUGUCGCGUCCGCGUCGUGGUAUACUUUGUUAAUGUAGGGAAAGCGAAAGGCAUCUUCUUCCACUUCCUGAAAAAUAUGAACAGGAGUUCAUCGACGCAGCUCUAUCAGCUUCGGAAUUCGCUUCUUGCCGAUUCGCAGGGACGCAAUUACAAUCUCAAGAUGGAAGUAGAAAGAUGACAUAGCAUAGCUUUAGUUUUAGUAGUGUUGUAACAAUCUUCUACCCCAUUGCCCUUCUAACAAUCUUCUAUCCCCUUCUAAGCCUCAAAGUCGUGCGCAUCCGUUGCAUUUUUUCUUUCGGAAUGGGACACGGAAUUUGCAGCUUUUGACGACGUUGAGUCUUGCCUUGGCAAUAGUGAUCAACCUGCUUCUGGUAGUCUCGCUCACGCGUGGAAAUGCAGGGUUGAGUGCAGUGGAUGCACAGCAAGCACACCAGGGUGAAGAGUCUCACCCAGACCCAGGUGCUCAGACCGGGGAACAAGGAGGCGCAUCUUCGUCAGAAGGUGUAUUUACUAACACUUUAGGCAGUCUCUUCUUCCAGCACGGACAGCACGAACAUGAUAGUCUGCACGAGGGUGGAGGGUUCUUUUCCAGCUUUCUUGAUGACGGAGAAGAAGACCAAUCAGAUCCAUGGUCAACUAACAUUAACAACAUCGUUCCCAACUUGAUCCCGAGGAGACCUUGGAAGGCUUUUCUGUAUGCCUUAGACGCAGGCUUCGCUACGCUGCACCACGUGCGGGCUGAGGAUUUGGUUUUUGGAUGUGGUAUUCUCUACUGGCUAGUGGCAGCAGCGAGGUUGCUUGUGAACGUGCUACUUUAUCUGCCUAUCCUGCUAGAGGAGGAACUCGCUGGAACUACCGAAGUCAGUUUAAAAGACUUGACUUCGGUAGUGAUGAGGACAACCAAAGCAGCGUUUUUCAAGGAGCCUUUACUUAAGGCUCAGCUAUUCGAAAACUCAAAAUAACCGAGUUACUGACUGAAAUAAGGGAGGUAGCUUAACAUCAAGGCUACUCUUCCUUCUCGUCAGUAUCUCGCUUAUUCUGAUCAGUUACUUGCUUAUUUCAGUUUUUCGAAAUUCUUGUAACAAUCGUUCAUUUCGUCUACAAGUCUAAGGGAUUUCUUGCUGUGCAGUCCUUCCGAGGAUCAUGGCAUGGUUGGAAAAAAUGCAGAAGAUGACAAUGGUUUUGAAUUGCUUUGACGCACUCGUCUAACCUUCUGCGAGGAUUUAUUCUCUUCGUCUUCGCGUCACUUGCCCUACUUCGCGGUCGCGCCGGCUUCAACUUUUACGCGUUUAUGCUGUUCGACAUCUUUUUCACGCACGAAGUGAUGCGCAACUUACUCAGAGCUGUGACGUUACCAUUACGACAAUUGCUCUACACCACGAUCAUGAUGGCGAUAGUGAUGUACUCAUUCGCUUUGACCGCGUUUUUGCUCUACGGGCCCCAAGAGUACCUGGCAUUCGAGGUGGGAAACAUGGUCGAAAUGUUAAGGCUUCUCCUAAAAAUGGUCUCCCAUGUAUUUUGCGAGAAGUCAUCCUGGAGGAGAGGCGUUCUCCUCAUGCGCUCCCAUGUUGAGAGAAGUCAUCCACUCAGGCGAGAGGCUAUUGAAUGGGGAACAAUUCUUCAAGGGGAAAAAGCAGCCUCCAGGAUGUACCAUGCCAAGAGGGAUUAGCAUUAUAGGGUGAGCCCAUCUAAAGGUGUUUUCUUUCUUCGUCGUCACGGUUUACAACGUGAUGGUGCCAGGUCCGACGUUGGGCAUCACUAGCGAUGCGGAAUUCCACAACAGGUUUGCCUUCGACAUUCUCUUUUACCUGGUCAUCGAAGUCGUCUUGAUGAACAUCAUCUUCGGUAUCAUCAUCGACACUUUUGUUACGACUGCAAACAGUAUAAAAAUAAAUAUUUAUUCACUUUGUUAGAGUUAGUUCUAGAGCUAGAAGUUGAAGCAAGCGCAGCUGCACCACUUGCGCCGCAUCAGAUAGAAUGUUGGAAAGAAGCGCAGCUGCACCACUUGCGCCGCAUCAGAUAGAAUGUUGGAAAGAAGCGUGCGCCACAUCAAGUUAAAGAAACUGAAACGUGCGUCACAUCAACAGUUAUACAGAAACUGUUGAAAGUCUGCUCUAACGAUAGAGCCCUCCGAGACGCAACGAACUCGCGACAGCAGCACUUGCAGAACUACUGCUUCAUCUGUGACAUGUCAGCCACUCACAUCGAACACUCCCUCCGUAACUUGAAGGGGGCUGCGGAAAUGGCGGGUGGAGGUGGUAUCUUGAAAUUGAAAUGCUAUUCGCUUUAAGUAUUUUUAUGUUGACACACACAUUUUCUUUGUUGGACUUGGAAUUUGUAGUUCGUCUACAUCUGCUUGCUUCCUCUACUAGCUUUAUGACUAUGAUCAUCGCCAUAGUAUUAGUAGUUUAUCUUAGUUUUGCUCUGGGCGAAUCGCUCAUCUUUCCACUGUCCAACCACAAAGAAAUAGGUCGAAACAUCGUGUGCUUGCGCAUGCGCAUGUGCUUUUGAUAUUAGAAAUAUAUUUGAGACCACGUCACAAUAUCAAUAGCGAUAAGGAAUUAUAGCACUAUGAAUGGUCUAUGGUGCACGAAGAACCAACGCAGUCUGACCUAUGCACGAAGAACCACUAUGAAUGGGAUAUAAUAAGGAAUACGACCACUAUGAAUGGGAUAUAAUAAGGAGUAGCACUAUGAAUGGUCUAUGCACGAAGAACCAAUCAUUUCCGACCAAAAAAUAAGGUGCUUCUGGCCGUGAAGGAAUGGCUACGUCCUACGCGGAGCAUAUUGCGAAAGAGCACAAUAUCUGGAACUACAUGUUCUUCCUUUUCUACUUAUGGCCAGUAUGUACUAGUACUUCAGAGCUCAAUCUUGUUUAGAAGAGAAAGACAAUCACAAUGUCCUUACCUCCGAUGACAGAGAUUAGAAGAGAAAUGCAUCCAAUUCCCAUCUUAGAAGAAGAGAAAAGCAUCAAAAUGUACUUCAGAGCUCAAUCUUGUUUUUUAGAAGAGAAAAGCAUCAAAUUUAGAACAAGAGAAUUCAAUAACAUCCAACUCACAUGAUCUAAUCUCUGUCCUCAGCAAGGACCCGACUACGUUUACCGGACCCGAGCAAGCUGUCUAUCAGAUGCUAAAGAAAGACGACCUGUCCUUUUUCCCGGUCCAUCGUGCGCUGUGCCUCGAAGGAGGGAAAAAGAGAAGGAAUCGACAUUAAUUUCUAUAGUGAAGAUCUCUGUCGGCGUGUACGUAACAAACAAGUAAAGCAACAGCGAAGCACAUUGAAGAUAAGUAGUCAGAUGGGAGUAGAUUUCAUUCAAAAAGAGAUGAGUCUCCUGUACGUAGUACCUAUUCGCGUUCUAGUAAAAGUUCUAUAGUUAUAGACUUGUUUUUUCCUGUACUCCAGAUUGAUAGACUCCAAUGACUCUUGCUAGAAGUUUGUAUAUUCAAAGAAUUUUUUUUUUUCUCGUUAAUAACUUCUCAGUAGUCAACAUCAUGAAAGAACGUUACCAAAAAAGCCACAGAACGGCACAAGCACAACAAGCAUGUUCGGUUACGACAAAUCCAAUUCUGCGUAGUUAUGAGUUACAUUAACGAUUUCAUCGAGGAAUAAACGUCCUCAGUUAUUCCAAGCAAAUUCUUCACUGAUGUCUUAUUUUUUCCUUUCUUCAACUUGUAAAUGUAGUCGUAAUAACUAAGUCAGGAUUCUUGUAACUGCAAACAGCAUGAUGCUACUAGCGAUAGCGGUAGCAUUAAGUGGGAGAGACUGGUUGUCUGCACGACUGAAAACCCAUUGAAGACUGCCUAGCAAAUGGUUUUGUUGCACUUGCAUUCUUCAAACAAGAGCUCCGAAGAUUACUGGGAUCUUAUACCUUGGGAACAAGAGUAUUUCUAUUGAUCCAUCGAUGGAAGCUGAUGUCCAUGCAUGACUGUCUGGGUAGUUGUGGUUCAUAUGCUCUCAUAACUCAUACUGAUAGAAGUCGUGAUAACGAUGAGGCAAAGUGAUAACGAUGAGGCAAAGAGUUUCUUCUAAU